Molecule: messenger RNA, 1020 nt
Organism: Letharia lupina
Lineage: Eukaryota; Fungi; Ascomycota; Lecanoromycetes; Lecanorales; Parmeliaceae
Exons: 2
Coding region: 1-1020 (339 amino acids)
Source: RefSeq, a predicted model, not a curated record
AUGGCCGUCAUUAUGCCGUUGAUGGUAGUUGCCACCCCUCAGGUCCAGCCUCGCACUCUUGAAACGGGAACUGAACGCACCAUAUCAUCUGAGGAAGAAAACAGCCAGCUCCUCGACGCCUUUCUUGAGAGCUGCACCGAAACCGCGCCCACUCACCUUGCCCCAGCGAACGCGGUCUCAGUAACCACCAUUAAUUCGACGAUCCUCACUCUUCCGCUCAGCAUCAUCAGAAAAUUCCUCCGCAAUCUCCUAACCUCAUCCACCCCACUGAUUCUCCAGCACGAUUUCAUCACCAUACCAGGAGAGUACCGCACCCACGUUGAGCCAAAGGUCCUUCAGGUCUGCAAAAUCUUCCACACCGUUGGCGUCCCUAUCUUGUACGGCGAGAACACGUUCACCACUUCUUCGCCAGCCACUUCCUUCGACUUCGACGAGCAUAUCCUAUCUUUGUCGGGGAGCAAGAGGCAAAUGAUCACGGAUAUCAAGCUUGAGAUUGACUGGGCUGAUAAGCUGUGGGCUAAAUUCCCACUCGUGGCUCGUGCGCUGGUGGAGUUGAAGGGCUUGCUGAAGCUUGAAAUUGCUAUUGUCGAGAAGGAAGAGAUGGUGGAGAAGAAGCGAACAGCAUCGAUAGAGAAGGACGCGAACCUGAAAAUAAUGAUCACAUAUAGUCAAACUUCACCAAGCAAGGACAAAGGAGCCCGUCAACGCGCACCAGCCACCGACAGAGCAGACAGUCGAAUGAAGAGAAAAGGCCCGGCAGCGGAUGUGAUGCUCAAGGCCGAAAUGAAGAUGCUUAAGGAUCUGGUCAUCGGAAUCAAAAGGCUAAAGAGCAGGUGCUACUUGGACAUCAUUAACUGCUUGGCUGAAUGGUUUGACGAUGUGCCAAUCAACGGCAGAAUCUCUGGACGACUUACCGCUUUAUUGGAAGCAGCAUUGGUAUGUGAUGAUGUGUUUCAGGACAACGCGGCUCGAAUGGUAUGUGGGAGCUUCGUGGAUCGAAUAGGAAGGAAUGUGUUUUGA